This is a messenger RNA of Meloidogyne enterolobii, 1059 nucleotides long. NCBI's taxonomy places the organism in Eukaryota, Metazoa, Nematoda, Chromadorea, Rhabditida, Meloidogynidae. The record is from the annotation of a GenBank genome assembly.
AUGAGUAGUCGUGGCCAUUCACAAGACAGAGCUCUAUCUCAGGAAAGGGAAACUCCAUUUGCUGGAUAUGGAGAUCGAGUCGGCUCUGGAGUAGCUUAUGCUCCUGCACAAUGGAGAGGAGGAGAGCUGGUUACGGAUCCAUCAAUGGUCACAAAAUCGCUGAAAACUCGUCGGUUCUACUACUCGCCAAUCGGAGAUGGAGUUGUGGCCGCAGACGGUGUUGAGCUCAAACGUCUUCCACCUGAUUUAACACCCAAAGUUGAAGUGAUCCAACAACGAGUGGUGGAGCGCGCUCCACCUGGAAAGCCUGGCUUGAGAGUUACUGAGAAAACUUGGUCAACCGGAGGUGGAGAAUCUGACUCAAAUCUGGCCUAUGGAAGCAAGCAAAUGGGUGCGGCUUCACCGACAGCAGAUGGACAAGGACAGUUACAGCGUCCAGAAACGGAUCCAUUUUCCAAACCAAAAGACCAGUUAGGGUCACCCUAUCAACGUCCUGAAUCGGCACAAUCAAUGCCAGCUAACACAAGAAAUGGCGCUCCAAAAGAUCAGUGGAUGUCACCAAGAGAUCAUGGAAUUGGAGGUCCGAAAGAUGGCGGACCUGGAGGACCACCGUCUGCAGGAAGGCACGGACCAUAUGCUGGAGAUGGAAACUUUGGUCCUGGAGUUGGAGGACCACAUGGAUCUACACGCUCAACACCGGGAUUGGGCCCAGCAACAAAUGGAACUGGCAACUUUGGACCAGAAUUUCCCACUUCUGGACGUUCUAGCGCAUAUUUCUGGGUUAGUUUAGCAGACCUAUACGAGCCGGGCUAUCGUUAUGAGAUAAAGAAGGACUAUAAAGUCACGAAUCCCCGAGAACUGAUCCAUCAGUAUGCAACAGGAACUCCAGUAACUGCAAUUGAUCCUAAUCUAACAGAGACCACACGGACAAUCACUCGACAACAUUAUACACAAACUGUGGAGGAAUCAUUUGGUCCAUUUCCGCCCUAUACUGCUGGUCCUAAUGUUCCUACACCUUUAAAGUUUGCGCGUCAGUUGAGAGAUGAAAGUAAGCCCUAG